AUGUCAUCGUCAAAGAGCACGAAGAAGAAGCAGACACAGCAUGAAACAGGAGAAAGGUUUCUGGGAGUUCGCAGGAGACCGUGGGGAAGAUAUGCAGCAGAGAUAAGAGACCCUUCCACCAAAGAAAGACAUUGGCUUGGUACCUUCGAUACUGCUGAGGAGGCUGCUCUCGCUUACGACAGAGCCUCUCGCUCCAUGCGAGGCUCCCGAGCUCGCACCAACUUCGUCUACUCUGACAGUCCUCCUGGCUCUUCUGUAACAUCCAUCAUCUCCCCAGACGAACCCAACAACCACCACCACCAUGACUUUUCUUCUCUUUUAGCCCCAUUUCCCACCACCCAACCCGACCCUUCGUCCCACCUCUUGGUGGGCCAGAAUUCCCACACCGAAUGUCAUGGGUUCUCUUCAUUAAUAAUGCCUUCUGCUGGUGGGGAGCUGUGGGCUUCGUCGAGUUUCCAUCAACAACCCGUGUUUGACAAUGGUGGUGGUGGUGGCGGUGGCGGUGCCAAUGGCUCUGUGGCUUCCUCGCAGUCCCACCAACUGUUUAACGGGUCGGAGCUCCCUCCUUUGCCUUCCGACUUCUCGGGUUGUGUGGGCCCGAACUUGAUGGAGAUUUCCACGGGCUAUGAUAAUGUGGGCCUGGGCCUGGCCCAGGGCGUUUGGGACGAUCUUCCAGCUGAAGGAGGCCUUGUUGGGUUUUCGGAGCAGAGCACUAUGAUAACCGGUUAUGAUUCGACAACGGUGAGCGGAGGAUCCUACCCGGGAUUCGAUUGGAGCAAGUACGUGCACAGCCCGCUGUUCGGUCAGAUGCCACCGGCGUCGGAUGCUAUAGAUGUUGGUUUUGGAUUGAAACCGUUGCUUAGGUUGGACUUGUGUGUUGUUGGGUGUGGGUUUGAGAUUGAGAAGGUGUUUGUUUAUAAGAUUAAUGAAUCCGGUGAGGUUAUGGUGGUGGGUGAGAUUGAGUUCGACAACAAGGGUGCUAAUGGUGAUUUGUUCAUGUGA
Ilex paraguariensis (yerba mate) is the source of this 1002-nucleotide messenger RNA. The record is from the annotation of a GenBank genome assembly. NCBI's taxonomy places the organism in Eukaryota, Viridiplantae, Streptophyta, Magnoliopsida, Aquifoliales, Aquifoliaceae.